GCUGCUGCUUUGUGGCCUUCCCACCGCGGGCCAAGGACGGUCUGGUGCUGUUCGGGAAGAAUUCGGCUCGACCCAGGGACGAAGUGCAGGAAGUCGUGUAUUUCUCAGCGGCCGACCACGCGGCUGAGAGCAGGGUUGAGUGCACUUACAUCUCAGUCGACCAAGUUCCCAGGACCCAUGCCGUUGUGAUAAGCAGACCUGCCUGGCUCUGGGGGGCAGAGAUGGGGGCCAACGAACAUGGAGUGUGCAUAGCCAAUGAAGCCAUCAACGCCCGAGAACCUGCUGCCCAGACGGAGGCCUUGCUGGGCAUGGAUCUGGUCAGCACGAUCACGUGCUCGGAGGUGGUGGACUUUGCUCCUGCUGUCUUGCUGCAGGCUUGGUCUAGAAAGAGGGGCCACAGCCAAAGAGGCCUUAGAUGCCAUCGUUGCCCUGCUGGCAGAGCACGGCCAGGGUGGGAAUUAUUAUGAAGAUGCCAGCGCCUGCCACAGCUUCCAGAGUUCCUAUCUGAUCGUGGACCGCCAGGAGGCCUGGGUGCUGGAGACGGUCGGCAAGUACUGGGCCGCUGAGAGAUUCACAGAGGGUGUGAGGUGUGUGUGCAGUCGGCUGUCAGUGACCACCAACAUCGACGCAGAGCACCCUGAACUCAGAAGCUACGCUCGGAGCCAAGGCUGGUGGGCAGCGGGCGAUGAAUUCAACUUUUCCGAGAUCUUUUCACCAGCCGACGGCCAUCUAGACUGCUGCGCUGGCGGAGAGAGCCUCGCACGGCGAGGAGGCGACAUCACUAUUCAGACGAUGAUUGACAUCUUGCGGGACAAAGCCAGUGGAGUCUGCAUAGACUCGGAGUCCUUCCUCACCACGGCCAGUGUCGUGUCUGUCCUGCCCCAGAAUCACAGCUCUCCCUGCAUUCACUACUUCACUGGGACUCCAGACCCUUCCAGGUCCAUCUUCAAGCCUUUCAUCUUUGUUGACGAUGUGAAACUUGUCUCCAAGACACAGUCUCCCCGCUUUGGGGAAGAUGAUCCUGCCAAAAAGGAGCCUCGGUUCCUGGAGAAGCCCGACCGCCGGCAUGAGCUCUACAGAGCCCACGAGUGGGCACGCACUGUCCUCGCGAGCGACCAGGAGCAAGGCCAUGCGCUGAGGAAGACGAUGCUGGAGCUAGAGAAGCAGGGCCUGGAGGCCAUGGAAGAGAUCCUGGCCAGCUCUGACCCCCCGGACCCUGCCGAAGUGGGGGACCUUUUCUAUGACUGUGUUGACACAGAGAUUAAGUUCUUUAAGUGAAGUAAGCCUUCCUUUCCCCUUCUUAUUUAAAAUCUCCUACUUUACUAAAUUACCAGCAAAACAAACCACUCUCUUGUUUGAGUGAAAUGAGAAAGUUCUAAUGUGACCUCUUUCCCCCUUCCCCCAUUCCCCUCCCCCCUCCCCCAGCCAAAUGUUCUGCUCUGACUGUCAGCCGCCCCUCCUCCCUGCAGUGUAGCUCCCUUCCUGUCCUGUGCCGUGAGCCCCGCUUGCCGGGUGCUCAGCUGGGCGGCCCGUUGUGGGUGUCAGGCUGCUGCUCCUGUGUUCAGUGACAGAGGACACAGGAGCCUUUCACAGGAGCACUAGCGUUUAGCGGACCCUGAGAAACAGGCUCCUGCAGUGCUGAGUUAGCGGGGAGACAGAAACCCUUUGAAGUCGCCCCAUUUUCUAGGUGGUGGUUUCCCCUCAGGCUUCCUCUCAGAGGCCUGCUGUUGACAGAGGACCUUUGUCUGUUCCAGGGCUCUUGCUGGAGGUGCCAGCUCCCUGCUCCUGAGUGCUGGCCUGUGGGACACAGUGUCUGCUAGCAUCUUGCGAUGGGUACCACCAAGGGGGAAGGGAUAGAGGGGCUCACAGCGGGCCCACACGCUGCUCCCACACACAGGAGAGGCGCCCAGCACCCUUAGCUGGAACCUGCCUGCUUCGAGGCUCAGAUGCUGUCUCAGAGCCUCCGCUGAGGCCACUCUGUGACUCUCCCAGAAGGCACUUCUGCUUUCCUGCGUCAGCCCUGUGCAGAUGAGAUCCAGCUGUCCCAGGCCGGGCUCACUAAGCUGCCGUCUGGUUUAGAGGAGUUACGAGGCCCUGCGAUAGUGUUUUGCAGCACCACGCUGAGAAUCUCUGAGUUAAAGAGGGGAAGGAGCCGGGAAGCACUUGGUGGUUUGGGUCCUGGUUACAGAAGCUGCGACCCAGGGCUAGGAGGUGCUAUGUGCAAGGAUCCGGGUUCGAGCCUGUGCUCCCCAACUAACUAGCAGGGCUGCUUCACGAGCUGUGAAGCAGAUCUGUAGGUGUCUGUCUUUCUUUCUUCCUCUCUUCGUCUCCACUGUCCUCUCCCUUUCUCUCUGUCCUAUCCAAUAAAAUAGAAAGAAUUAAAAAAAAGAAGCAGCUGCAACCCCACCAGGCACUCCAUCUUCACAGAGGGGCUUCAUGAAGCUGAUUUGUCCCCAGUGUCAUGUUUGCAGAAAGGAUCUGACUCACUGGCAGAGCACAGAGACAUGUGAGAGGAAGAGCAGGUGGGCUCAGCGUUGGGAAGGACAGGGCCAGAGGCGGCAGGUGGACACAGGUGCGUUUCUCUGCAGGGUCACGACGCGGCCCUGCUGUCCCCAUACAGCUUAACACAGUUAAGCUGCACACAGUUGUGCGGGGAGCAGCCGGCUGCCCGUCUUUCCUUUUAAGUCUCCACACUCUGAGCGUCUGAGAAGCUGCUUUCAGAUGCUGCAUGCAGUGGGCGUCUUGAAAGGGAACGGGGGCCGGAAGACAGUAGCGGUGCGUGCCAGUGUGUCGCAGACGUGGUGGCGUGGGCGUCCCAGCAGGGGCCCCGGCCCCGGGUGUUAUGUGUACGUGUCACAUAGUGGGCACAGCUGUAGACUGGCAGAGCAGCCAGCGGAGGGACAGCAGCUGACCCUAGCGGCCCGAGGGUAGGCGCCUUUGGACCUGGACUCGCUUCAUCGUUGCUGGGGGUCGUGUCGGUGGUCUGGGAGGUGACUUAGACUCAGUAGUUCCUCAUCCCCAGCAGCAGUGUCUUACGCCGUGAGGUCUGGAAAAAAGUCUAGACUCCGGACGUCAGUGUGGACAUUGAGGGUCACAGGCUUUGUCAGAGCAAUUUUUCUCCUUUUUGGCCAGCUUCCCUUUAAGGGUGUGAGAGCACCACAGGGAGUUUGCCAGAGGUCCUGUGAAUUUUGUAUGCGCUCGGCACAGAGGCUAAGAGAGAGGAGCCGAGUAUUUGAGCCAACGAGGUAAGGGCAGCCAGUCAUGGUGGAUAGUCUCGUCCUGGCUGGGCGUCCAGGCUGGAUCCUAGCACUGAUGCACUCAGGGUCUCCUCUGAGGCAGAGCUGCCCUUUUUCGAGCAUUUGGCCGUGUCCAGCUGCUGAGAGGCCCAGGGUGGCGUCUGAGGGCCGUGUAGGAACCUCACUCCUCCCCAAAUUCUUUACCAAGUGGUUGCUGACAGUCUCUAAAUUGUGCGUGCGGCUGCACCUCUGUCUGUGAGGAAGACAAUGCCUAGACUUGGCUUGUCUGAAACGCCCAGGCAAUGCAAGGUGUGACCAACAGAAGUCUGGUGAGAUGAGUGACCUGGAGGGCCUCCUUCACCCUCUGCUGUGGCUCUGGGCUUACCUGCAGGGACACAUGCACGGCCUACCCCCUGUGCAGGGGCAGGCCCACCAGCUCCUCCUGUUGGGGCCGUCGACCUCAGUCUCGGGCGCCCUGAUCGACCAGGGUCGUGACCUCCUGUGUCACCUCUAGAGGGUACGUGAGCCUUCUGUGGCACCGUUCAGGGCAGGGAGGUAGUCUGCGAAUGCUCAGCACCCAGAUAACGGGCCAGGGCCAGGCAGUGGUGCUCCUGGUUGAGCACAAGGACCCAGGCUUGAGUUCCCAGUCCCCACCUGCAGGGGGAGAGCUUUGUGAGUGGUGAAGCAGAUCUGCAGGUCUCUCUCUCUCUCCCCAUCUCCCCCUUUCCUCUCAGUUUUUUUCUCUCUACCAAUAAAGAAAUAAAGAUAAUACAAAUCUAAAAAACAAGCCCAGGCAAUAGCAGUGGGCAGAUCCUUCGUGCAGGUGAUGCCUGAGACAGAAAGAUGAGAAGGGUUUGCUGACAUGACCGCACUUACUUGCGUGAGCUCUGUCGCUCACGUUGCCAGCUGGAUCACGUCCUUGGAGUCUGAGUCUGCUGUCUGCUCUUGCUGAAGGGACGGCCAUUGCAAUUGCCCCUCACAGAUUUUGCUUGUGAAAAGUGCAUAUCACUCCAUGCUGGACCAGGAAUCACGUCUAGAAAGGCAGUGCGGAGAAAGGAACAUUCCAGGUGAACUGUGAAAAUGGUGUUCACAGGUCCUAGUGUAUAAGCAGCUCCCCGAAAUCCCACUGGUGUCUCCACUGAGACUGGAGGAGGGCUGUGCGGGCCUGUGCAUAAGACACGUCCGUAAAGGGCGGGCUGCUCGCCACACCCCUGCGCCCCAUCACCAAACACAGCUCGUGAGUUUUGGCAGGUGGGUGGGACUCAGCGUAGACCAAGAACUCCAUCUUCUAAGGGAGGCAGGGAUGCCAGUCAGAGCAGAGCAGCCAAGCAGAAGAUGGGAUCCUUGAGUCUUCUGGAGGUGGCUUGGGACCUGACACAGCAUAAGGGCCUACCUGACGUGACAGCAUUCUUCCCAGAGAUCAGUAACUGAAGGCAGCGCUGUCAUCAGGAGGGUUCUUGGAAGCAACGUGGCUGAGCAGCUCACUGACACUCACAGUGACGCUCCUUCACUGUUGGGUGAAGUAGGUAGUAAAAGCCUUGACCGGCCAGGGAAACCACAUCUAACUGCGGUGUCAGCCCAGGUUGUGCGGGUGUGACGGACACAGCCCUGGCUAGCCCUGCAGGGAUGCCGGGGACCAGGAUGUCUGCCGUGAAGCCGGUAACGUCCUUGUCUGCCAGGCCAUCAGUCAUUAGUUGGUGGGUAAGAAGGAGGCUGGUGGAGGCAGGGAGGAGGGGCCACCAGGCAGCCAUUGUCAUGUGUUUGUGUUUGGGGGGAUAGUGAUGGGCUUCAGCCACACUGCGUCCCCAGGCACACAUGGCAUCCGUGGCCCUGGCGGAAGUUCCUCAGGACCUGCAGCGCCACCUCCCUUCCUGUGGCUUCUGUCAGCCUCUGCUUCUGUCUUCAGACGCCUGUGGCAAGUGCAGAUGUCUCUUGGGAAAAGCUAUGUCCGGGUUCACAGUCAUGUUGAGAGAAGUUGCAUGUGUGAGCUGGGAAUGAACUGUUAGGCCAGGAAUAAUAAAGACAAGCUUUCUGCCGCCUGCAGUGGGAACUGAGCGUGGAGUAGUGGGGCCAGUGUUUUUGUACAAGUACCUGCAACCCAGAUAACUUCCUCAUCCAGUGCUUACCCUUGAGACUGUCUCUAAAUAUAUUAAGUAGACAAUAAAAAUGCUGAAAUUAA
Molecule: messenger RNA, 5415 nt
Organism: Erinaceus europaeus (western European hedgehog)
Lineage: Eukaryota; Metazoa; Chordata; Mammalia; Eulipotyphla; Erinaceidae
Gene: SCRN1
Product: secernin 1
Exons: 7
Coding region: 256-1278 (340 amino acids)
Biological process (GO): proteolysis
Molecular function (GO): cysteine-type exopeptidase activity; dipeptidase activity
Source: RefSeq, a predicted model, not a curated record